This is a messenger RNA of Nomascus leucogenys (northern white-cheeked gibbon), 4280 nucleotides long. It is a transcript of the gene ELAVL4, whose product is annotated as ELAV like RNA binding protein 4. The record is from RefSeq and is a predicted model, not a curated record. The coding region runs from base 540 to 1679 and encodes 379 amino acids. Gene Ontology annotation, molecular function: RNA binding. Gene Ontology annotation, cellular component: ribonucleoprotein complex. Lineage: Eukaryota; Metazoa; Chordata; Mammalia; Primates; Hylobatidae. The transcript has 8 exons.
GCAAAAGAAGGGUUUUCUUUUUUGUAAGGGAGAGGGGGUUUGUCUACGUGCCUGGGUUUUGUGGGGCUGGGGGUGGAUGCAGCAGGGUUAGGAAUCUCUCAAUGUCCGUGCUGGAAAUUUAAACCUCGAGAGGCAGCUCCUGGAUACUGAACACUGAGAUGGGCAGUUGUGUUUCGGGGGACUGCGCAGUCAAAACGGCAAAGAGAGUGAUUUAUUUGGGCUUCAGUAAAUGCUGCAUCUUGUAUUUCAAAGAGUUUCCUGUCAUGACCUCAUAAAAAAGAGGAGGCGGCUUGUAUGUGUAGCAGUGCCUGGCGUGUUGAGUUGUUGCUUCCUUCUCUGGGCAGCAGCUCUGUAAGAAGGAAUGUCAGCUUUUACAUAACGUUCCUUUCCGCUUUUGACACACUGUGUGAGGGUCCAUCUUCUUCUGAUCACAGAUGGAGUGGAAUGGCUUGAAGAUGCCUUCUAGAAUCCUAAAGUUGACCUGAAGCCAAGAAGAAAAUUCUGGUGAUGGGAGAAGUGGAGCCACUUAAAUUACUUACAUGAUGAUAAUUAGCACCAUGGAGCCUCAGGUGUCAAAUGGUCCGACAUCCAAUACAAGCAAUGGACCCUCCAGCAACAACAGAAACUGUCCUUCUCCCAUGCAAACAGGGGCAACCACAGAUGACAGCAAAACCAACCUCAUCGUCAACUAUCUACCCCAGAAUAUGACCCAAGAAGAAUUCAGGAGUCUCUUUGGGAGCAUUGGUGAAAUAGAAUCCUGCAAACUUGUGAGAGACAAAAUUACAGGACAGAGUUUAGGGUAUGGAUUUGUUAACUAUAUUGAUCCAAAGGAUGCAGAGAAAGCCAUCAACACUUUAAAUGGACUCAGACUCCAGACCAAAACCAUAAAGGUCUCAUAUGCCCGUCCGAGCUCUGCCUCAAUCAGGGAUGCUAACCUCUAUGUUAGCGGCCUUCCCAAAACCAUGACCCAGAAGGAACUGGAGCAACUUUUCUCGCAAUACGGCCGUAUCAUCACCUCACGAAUCCUGGUUGAUCAAGUCACAGGAGUGUCCAGAGGGGUGGGAUUCAUCCGCUUUGAUAAGAGGAUUGAGGCAGAAGAAGCCAUCAAAGGGCUGAAUGGCCAGAAGCCCAGCGGUGCUACGGAACCGAUUACUGUGAAGUUUGCCAACAACCCCAGCCAGAAGUCCAGCCAGGCCCUGCUCUCCCAGCUCUACCAGUCCCCCAACCGGCGCUACCCAGGUCCACUUCACCACCAGGCUCAGAGGUUCAGGCUGGACAAUUUGCUUAAUAUGGCCUAUGGCGUAAAGAGACUGAUGUCUGGACCAGUCCCCCCUUCUGCUUGUCCCCCCAGGUUCUCCCCAAUUACCAUUGAUGGAAUGACAAGCCUUGUGGGAAUGAACAUCCCUGGUCACACAGGAACUGGGUGGUGCAUCUUUGUCUACAACCUGUCCCCCGAUUCUGAUGAGAGUGUCCUCUGGCAGCUCUUUGGCCCCUUUGGAGCAGUGAACAACGUCAAGGUGAUCCGUGACUUCAACACCAACAAGUGCAAGGGAUUCGGUUUUGUCACCAUGACCAACUAUGAUGAGGCGGCCAUGGCCAUCGCCAGCCUCAACGGGUACCGCCUGGGAGACAGAGUGUUGCAAGUUUCCUUUAAAACCAACAAAGCCCACAAGUCCUGAAUUUCCCAUUCUUACUUACUAAAAUAUAUAUAGAAAUAUAUACGAACAAAACACGCGCGCACACACACACACAUACACGAAAGAGAGAGAAACAAACUUUUCAAGGCUUAUAUUCAACCAUGGACUUUAUAAGCCAGUGUUGCCUAAGUAUUAAAACAUUGGAUUAUCCUGAGGUGUACCAGGAAAGGAUUUUAUAAUGCUUAGAAAAAAAGAAAAAAAAAACAAAAAAAUACCUUUGAUGCAUUGAAUGUUCUUUCAUAGCUGUCGUUGUUGAAUAUAAUAUACAUAGAUAGCGAUGUGCAGGGAUUUUUACCCAGCCAGCUAACUUUACUACCUUCCUUGAAGGUGGAUCUUUUUAAGAUGACCAUUCGCUCAUUUGAAGAAGAAAAACAAAAAACAAAAAAAAUAAUAAAAAUACAACAAUUUUUACAAAGUAAUGGGAUUCAAAGAAAGGAAAAAAAGAUUUUUCUUUUUUGUCAAAAUGUUGAUCCAAUCAGAUUGGUAAAAAAAAAAAAAACCCCACACAAAUUAAAGAGGAAUAAUAAAAAUUGCAAAAAUAAAAAAAAAACUUUUGCAAAUUUUUUUAUUUUUCCUUUUUUCUUUUAUAUCAUGUGAACUAAAACAGUCUUCUGUUAGGGGAUGGGGGCAAGGGGGAUACCUGAUGACAUUAACAAUUUAAUAACAUUAACAUUGUUGCCAAAGAGGUGGUCUCUUUGCUGAAAAUGGGUUUCAAGAAAAAUCUAUUUUUAUAAAAUAUAAAGAAUUUUUACAAGAGAAUCUGGAUUUGAGAAAAAAAUAUUUUGACUGGCUAAUUUAGGGGAAAUUGACAACUUUGUCGCGUUCAUACUGCACUGGUAACUUUUUAGAGAUCAAGAUGUGUGUUUUAAACUGGAUUCGUAGACUGUUUUUUGAAGGAUGGGCUAUAAACAGAUGAUCUUCAUAUCUUUUCAUAGCAUGUAAUAAUAAUUAAAAAACAAUUAUUAAUUACUAGGGGAAAGGAGUGUUCGUUCUACCCAGGGUACCACAGUUCCCCACAGUCAAAACCCAAAAGCAAGGAGAUGAGUUGAAAGACAGUUUUUCUUUAAGUCAUCAGUAUGGGAUGUCAGCAGAACAAAAAUUAAAAAGAUUAAUUUUCCUUUUGAUCUAAAACUUCCUUAGUUUGAGCAGUAGGUGCUACAAAAUUAUUUACAUAUCUUAGUAUCAUAGUUAAAUGUAAUGUGUUUAGGAGAGGAAAACAAAAGAUACAUUUGCUUUAAAUUCAUUAAGAAAUUUUCAAAUUCACUUUGUAGCCCAUGCUGAUAGAAUUGGGCUGUGUUGGUACAUUUGAAACACUGUUUAUGUUGCUUGAAACACUUAUUUAUUUAAUCGCCGAUGUGAUGAUGCCUAUGGCCGAGAUCAAAUAUAGCUAGAUUGGCUAGACUACUUAUUUGUUUACUUAAACUAUGGGAAGAAGCAUAUUAUUGUGUCAUUCUGUUGUGUGUGUAUGUGUAUAUACAAUAUAAAUAUAUAUAUAUAAAGUUAUUUUUUCUUUGGGUUAAUUUAUUAUAAGUUGUAACACUUGGCUAGUUUUGUUUGUAUAUGUCUUAAAAUGUUUUCUUAUGAUAUUUAAGUGACAGUUAAAGAGGUAUCAAGGUAACUUGUGUAGAACUAUUGUUUGAUAUAUUGUCAUGUUUGUUGUGAAUAUUUUUUCUUACUGCACAGUAGAAAAAUAAAAACAACUGAGUCUUUAUUUUAAUGUAACUCAGAUUGGGGAAAACAAAACAGAGCUAAGGGAACAAAAUGACUGAGGGAGCACCCUCCCACGUCCAGUGCACUGAUCAUUUUAGUAUGUUUGUGCUUUGUACGGUUAUAUAUUUAAAACAAAAACAAAACAAAAAAAUACAAGGGUUCAUGCUCUUCCCUGGGUAAUAGAAACAGUUACUCGCUAUGCAUAAUCUAGUUGAUAGUUAAAUUUGCUAUUGCUUUUCUUGUCUUGUUAUAUAAAAUCUUUUCAAUACAAGUUUAGUCUUAAUGGUAAUAAAACGUUAUGGUUAUUUAUAACUUGUGCUUAUUUUGUGCAUUUUUUCCCAUGCUGAACCCACUAAGUGCAUGUAGACAGGACUGUUGUUUUCACACUGAAGAGGCAAACUUUGUAGUAGUCGUUGUAGUGGUAGACAGAUAACGAAUACCAAGGCUGCAUCAUAGACUCCUCCUUUAAAUUUUUUUUCUGUUUUUUUUUCCUCUUUUCAGUUUUGGAUAUAACACCAGAUUUCAGUUCAGAGAACACUCGUUCAACAUUCAGGGAAAACUUUUUACGUACCUGCUAUGAAUGAACGCAGUUUGCUGGCAAAGUUUUGAUGCAUUUGCUAAGCAUUAGUGGGAAAGGCAUGCCAAAAUCUUCUCUAUAAUGUGUUCAAUCUUGGGGGAAAAAAAAAGGAAAAAAAAUCUUAGGACCAGGCAGUUGUAUACUUUAGUUAUUAAUGAAUGACUUCAUGUUAAUCUUGCUAGUUUAGAUGAUUUCCAAGGGAAAGUAUUGUAAAUGUUUUUUUUUCAUAAUCUUGUUGUGUUUGAAUUAUUUGUACUUUAUCUGUCCAGACAAUAAAUGAAAGUGUGUAGAAUGGA